Messenger RNA from Ipomoea nil (Japanese morning glory), 1578 nucleotides. RefSeq names its product alpha-taxilin-like. Gene Ontology annotation, molecular function: syntaxin binding. The coding region runs from base 182 to 1411 and encodes 409 amino acids. The record is from RefSeq and is a predicted model, not a curated record. The transcript is spliced from 11 exons. NCBI's taxonomy places the organism in Eukaryota, Viridiplantae, Streptophyta, Magnoliopsida, Solanales, Convolvulaceae.
CCCACGCAAGCAUACACGCAAUUCGCAAACGUUUCCAGAGUUCCAGUCCGGAAUUUCUUCAUCGCGCGGUUUCCCCACUCUCUCCAACACUCUCUUUCCCUCAUAAAAAAAAAAAAAAGACUGAAUUUCCGAUGUUCUAGAAUCGCUAUUUCUUAUUCUUUUUGGAGUCUUCCCAGGCGAAAUGGAGAGCGAGAACGUUGCACCAAACCCCGCCGUAAAUCAGUUGCCGGAGGCGGAUUCAUUGCCGGACGGUUUCGUGGUUAGCUCCAGCGCCGAUGCAUUGGCUCUGAAGUCGCCCAAACUAGCGUCUGAAAAGUCACCGGCGCCGGAGUUGGCUGAUUACAAGGAGGAUACGUUGUUGGAGCCGGAGUUGAGGCCCGGCGUGAUAGUCAAUCACGUCAAUUUUGAUGCAACUUCUGAAAGUGGGUGUAGGGACGCCCCGAGGGAGAGUGGAGUUGGAGGGGAGGGACAAGGGAGCUCGGAGAAUUCUACCAGAAAUCAGCUGGCCCCAACCAUUAAGGAGACACCAUCACAAGAGAGCUCUGAACACCGAAAAAUAGAAGCCUCUGAAGCAAAACGAAAGAAUGCAAAACGCAGCUUUAAAUCUGAAAAGGAAUUUUUGGAGUUCACUUUGAAGUAUCAACAAGUUAUUGCUGAAAGAGAUUCAGCCAUUGCUGUUCGGGAUAGACUUGAGUCAUUGUGUCGGGAAUUGCAACGUCAAAACAAAGUAUUGAUGGAGGAAUGUAAAAGGGUGUCAACGGAAGGUCAAAACUUGAGAUUGGAUAUAUCAAACAAAUUUAGAGAUGCAAUCAAGGAAGUAAGCAACAGGAUGGAAGAGCAGAAAGAUGAAUGUCUAUCACAGUUGAAGGAGAAUGAGACGUUAAAAAGCAAACUGAAACAAGUCACUGAUCAGUAUGCUAUAGCUGAGCAGCAGUAUACACAAAAGUUGAAGCAAAAGGAUCUUGAACUUCAGAUAGCUGAUUUGAAAAUUAAGCAACAUGAAGAGAAAAUACUGCAGGAGGAGUCCCAGAUGAAAUUGUAUGCAGAACAGGUCUCCGAAUUAUUGAUGACUGAAAAGAAUUUGCGGUUGCAAUUGGCAGCUGAUGGUGAAAAGUUCCAGCAAUUCCAGGAAGCAUUGUCAAAGAGCAAUGAAGUAUUUGAAGCUUUUAAGCAAGAAAUUGACAAGAUGUCAAAAUCCAUAAAAGAACUCAAAAAUGAGAAUACUUUCUUGAAGUCCAAAUGCGAGGGUACAGAUAUUGCUCUCAUAGAGCUGGCUGAGGAGCGCGAACAGCUGAAGAAACAACUGGAGAAAAUGCGGAACCAGAAAGAGAGAUUGGAGUCGUUAUGCCGCUCACUUCAAGCAGAGCGGAAGGCCAGCUCCACUGCAAUUGCUAGCUCCGAUUCAGUUUAGGAUUCGGAUUAUUUAUCAAUCAAUUGUGUAAUAAUAAUAAUAAUAAUCAAAUGUAUUUUGUGGCUUCAUCACACAACAAUUCUUCUUUCUUUUUCAUAGCCCCACCAAAUUUUGUUUCAAUGAUCAUCGGAGGUGAAGUUUUGAUGAAGGUUUGCUUUGAUUUAUUA